Paralichthys olivaceus (Japanese flounder) is the source of this 2933-nucleotide messenger RNA. RefSeq names its product epithelial stromal interaction 1 (gene epsti1). Gene Ontology annotation, molecular function: ubiquitin binding. The record is from RefSeq and is a predicted model, not a curated record. Lineage: Eukaryota; Metazoa; Chordata; Actinopteri; Pleuronectiformes; Paralichthyidae.
UGUGCCUUUAACUUCCAUCAUGACAAAAACCGCUCCCACUGUUCUACUCCAGUAGGUGGCGCUGUUGCGUUGAGCUGCUAUUGGCUGCGGCGGCAGACUCAUGACAUGAUAGAGGACAGUCAAAGCAGCUGCUGGACUGACAGUGUCUUCACGAUGGACCCUGCUCGUCCUCCUCGGCUGAACUCCGUCAGAAACAACCACCUGACCGAGGAAGAGGCACAAACAUCUGGAGACAACCCAACAUCUGGAUCUGCUCAGGGACACUCCGCUGGUCCUCAGGCAGGAGACAGACAGCCUCAGUACUCAGGUGCAUUCACCAUGUUCCCUCCUAAUGAAACCAGACGGAGCCAAAUACAAAUGGUGGCUCAAAGAGGAGAAGAGAUGCUUCAGAGGCAGAGAGAGGCUCAAAGAGUUCCAUACGUGCAAGUGACGCCAGAGACGCUCGGUGGCAACGCAACACUGGCUGAAGUCAGACAGAAGCAACAGAUGGAUUUACGUUGCUCCAAAGUGCAGAAGAGGAUGAAACAGAAAGAGUUGGACGAGAGGAAGAGAAAAGAAGAGGAGGAGAAGCAACAGAAGAUGAAAGAAGAGCAGAGGGAGAAGGCCGAGCGCCAGGCGAAGAGGGAGGAGCAGGAGCAGCAGAGGAGGAAGCAGCAGUUGGAGCAGGAUCACCUCAGGAAGAAGGACAGUUUUCUGCAGAGGUUUGAGAGGACAGCCCCAGAUCCACUGUCAUCCAGCGGUGCCACACACACGUCAUCCAGAAUAGAGGCUGCGGAGAGUCGACGGGGGAAAAGUGUGAGAGGCGUGCAGCUGGAUCACAAGAGGGUGAACUGCGCCUUUCUGGACAAACUCCAGGGUCUAGGCGUUGGGAGCGAGGGAGAGACGGAGAGGGAAGGUGUUCAGGAGGCCGAGUGGCCCAGUGCGGCCUCUAACGAUUUAAAACACAAGCCGUCUCCAUCGACCGGACAACAACUCCCCCCCGCUCACCUGAAACCAGAUCCAGAGCAGAGCUGGACACAGGAAGCUGAGCUGGAUCCAGACCAUGACUGGGACCUGAUGAAACUGAUGAACAGAUUUCCAGACUGCAGCCAAGUCUUCCUGCAGGAUAUCCUCCUCCAGUGCAACGGCGACUUUGAGGAGGCCUUAACUCUGCUCACCUGCACGUUCUCUUGAAUUUCACGCUUCUUCAAUGGGACAACAAUAUUGUGUUUGGUGGUUCAGGAGUUGCAGCAAAUAAAAUGUGUAAUCAGCGUUGUGACGUUUCAGAAAAGCUAGAAAUCGGUGAUGGAAGAAAUCAACUGCAUGACAUGUACCUACAGGGGAGCGUCUCGUAAUGUGUUUUUGAUUAUGCUAUUAAUCACCGAGUGGUUGUAUCUGUCUGCUCCGGUGAGUCAUGUUGGGAUGUUGCCCCGACAACGAGCUGAUGAGCGUUUUCACCAGUUUAGUUAAAGGUCAUCGCCAUGACUCAUCAGCUUCAGAUCAUAUUUUGGGCUCUUAAUUAAAUCAGUGUGUGCAGAUGGAAAAAUGCUCGACCCAAACACAUGAUGUCUUUUGUUUGUUUUAUAAUCAAAGUCACAUGUGAUGCAUCUAUAGCAGGAUUUUUUAAGGACAAGGAGAGAUUCAAAUACCAAUAAGAUUAGAGUCCAAGGCUGCACUUCACAACAUUCUCAAACUAAAACGAUCCCCUGUGUCCCUCUUGAUAAGCAAGAGGAUGUGUGUGUCCACGUCAUCGCUUCUGAACAUCUCACUUUCUGCCCGUCCAGACAAAAACGCAGCCACAGAGUGUUUUAAGCUAAAACAGGCCGAGCGCCAUCUCCAUAUUUGUAUCUAGUGUGGACGCCAGACAUAUCCGUAGCAGAGUUCGUGUGUUUCCAAACACAAACAGCGUAGUGAGGACGCAGCUCAAGUCGUAAAAUCCUCAGACGACAUCCAUAAAACACCCUUUUGUGAAUUCCUGCUGUUUCAGUUUGUCCGGUGCGCUGAUAAAAGCCGGGUGGGGUUUCCAGGUGGGUCGGAGCUAAAAUUGGCAGCUUUGUAUCGCGGCUGAGCAGAGAAGCAGCGGAGAUGUUAUCACCUGACCGAGGCAACAAAGAACAAAGGGUGGUGCUCUCGACACGGGGGACCGACAAAAUCCCCUCUUCUACUCUAGCAUGAAGUCAUUCAGGGCUGAUGUCAUCCAGAAAAUGCCUGAACUCGUGUCAGCUCUGCACAUGUGAGGAUUUUAACAACAAAGACUACAAAGAUCUCCCAUAAGUUAAAUGUAAAUCGUUUGUGUGGAGCACCUUUAAAAAUCUGCACCAAAUUCCUGAGUUCUUUCCAGGACACACCAGAGGAAAUUACUGGGAAAAUUGAAAAACAAACACAGAGCUGUAAAUUUAAGCAUUACCAUAUUUUCUUCAUCAACAGCCUGUGAGGAAAAAAUGUGACGAUAAUAAGGAAAGAUUUGUGAACCCACUUUUUCCCCAGAGAGACAGAGGAGCUACGAGUUUGACCUGGAAAUACCCACAAUACCCUCACACUGGGUUCAUUAAUUAGCGGCAGUUGCUGGUAAACAUAUUUUUCAAGUUUGCAGAGAGCCAAGCUAACCGUUUCCCCCUGCUUCCAGUGUUUAUGCUAAGCUAAUCACCAUCUGGCUCUGCUUCCUUCCAAUAAUGUGUUUGUAAAGCAGAUAAUCCCACAUAACGUCAGAUUACAAUGUGGCCACAGUCAAAUUCAUUUUAAAAACCCCUCAAAGUUCUCACUAAUGUGAUAAUGUGAUGUUGUCAUAUCACGCAGCAGUUGGUGGAAUAACAAUUUUGGAGGAAUAGAUUUAUUUGUGUUGCUUAAACUAAAAUUAAGAUUAGCUCAGAGUAAAUGUUGAGAUUAGGCCUUAAUCUGCAGUGUUGUGUAAGAAUGUGUGUUUUUUUUUUACCAGUAAACAGGAAAAACCUCAA